CGGGGGUGGGGUGGGGGUGGAGCAGAAAGCUUAUAAAACGCCGUUGGAGGGAGUCGCCACUCGCGCGCGAAAUCAGUCUGCGCCCGUGUAGUGUCGUUAUAGCAGAUCCUCCGCUCAGCGUUAGUGAAGGGAACGUCCAGACCAGACUUCUCUUCUUGUCAGAUCACGCCACUGUCCCUGCUGCACACCUUAUCAUGGAUUGCCGGCAGCGGAGUCCUCACGGUGCCACGACGAGCCCCGGGAAUAGUUUUUGGGGAAGCGACGGCAGCACACUUUCUCCAUCCCGGUGGUCUCUUGGACGGAAACGAAGAUUGGAUGGAAGGCAUAGAAAACCCGAAGAUGCUGAUGCAUCUCUAUUUGUUGAAGAUGAGACCAAACCUAGACAUGCAGAAGAAAACGAAUGUCGAAAUUUAGACAAUAGGCUUGAGAGUUUUACAACUCCAGAAGGUCCAAAACCUCAUUCAAGAUGUAAAGAUUGGGGAAGUGUAGUUGAAGAGGAUGAAAUGCGAACCAAAGUGAAUAAAGAAAUUGCAAGAUACAAAAGAAAACUUCUUAUAAAUGAAUUUGGAAGAGAAAGAAAGUCAUCUUCUGGGAGUUCUGAUUCAAAAGAAUCAACAUCUACAGCACCAGCAGAACUAGAAACAGAUGAGAAUGUUCUGAUGAGAAGACAAAAACAGAUAAAUUAUGGAAAGAAUACCAUUGCCUAUGAUCGAUACAUUAAAGAAGUUCCAAGGCAUCUUAGACAACCUGGAAUUCAUCCCAAGACUCCAAACAAAUUUAAGAAGUAUAGCAGGCGAUCCUGGGACCAACAAAUCAAACUGUGGAAGGUUGCUUUACAUUUUUGGGAUCCUCCAGCUGAGGAAGGCUGUAACUUACAAGAAAUCACCCCAGUAGAUAUUGGUGAAAUGGAGACUGAAUCUGCUGAAAGUAGUUCUGAGUCACAAACAAGCUCUCAGGAUAACUACGAUAUGUAUUCUGGCACGCCCACAAAAGUUAGACAUGUUGAUUAUCAAGCAGGAGAUGAAUUUGACUUGGAGGCUUGUUUGACUGAACCACUGAAAGAAUUCCCGUCUGUGAGCUAAGGGUGCCACCUGGAGGCUAUUUUGGGAAAACUAAUUCUGUUCUAAAAUAGAUGACAUUGUUUAGGUGAAAAUAAGUCUGGUGAAAUGUUGGCCAAACUGUUGAUAACUGGAUGUUUCCCUCCUGUUCAUAGUUUAUUAUUUCAUGAUAUUGCUAUUCUUGCCUCAUUUUUAUUUUUAUUUUUAUGUAUUUUUUUUGUAUAUUGGAUGGGUUUGCAAGUGUUAAAUUAUAAAUUGUAAUACCCCAAGAAAAGUGACAGUGAAAACAAAUUUAAUUGUUCUAUAGAUUUCUCUGCAAGUUAACUUGGCUAACAUAAGUGUCUUUUUCCAAGUAUAAAAUGCUGCAUUGGUCUCUUAGUUUUAUCAUAGAACUACAAUAAGGGGUCGGUGCUUUCUGUGUUUUGCCAGUGUACUUUCCUUACAAGCUGAAUUCUUGGCAUCUCUUCAAGAUGCCAAGUGUAUUAUUAAGCUUUUUGUUUCAUCCACAGUACUGGAAAGUUACCAUAGAUAGGGUGAAUUAUUUGAAUUACUGAGCUUGACGAUUGCUGCAUCCUUAGUUUGGUACUUGUAAAUAGUGAUAGACAGCUCUUCUUGUGAUAUUUGAAGAAGAGUUUAAAGGAAUGCAAAGCAUAUAGGGAAAAACUUUUUUUAAAUGCGACCAAUUAAUAAGCCAUGUAAAAUUGUAAAUGAUAAUGUUGUACAGAUUUUCUUUUCAAAUAUUCAAUUGUAAACUUAAUACAGUUAAAGUUUUAAUUACUUUUGUAUGGAAUGUUCUUGCAAAAAAUAAAAGGAAAAGAAUAUGGUGUAUCAGAUUUAUUAGGUUGUUAGGUAGAUGUGAACUUUGUUAUUCUGCUUUCUGAUGAGCUUCUCCCUGUGCAUUCAUUUUCAGAAUUCAUAAAGCAAUCUUUCAUAAGAAUAGAAAUAACUAUCCUGUAUGUUUUUAUAUCUUGGCUUUUUUCCCCCCUCCAUUAAAGAGAGAGAUGCUAUAGGAUGGGAGGGACAGAUGUAAAUUUAUUAUUAUAGGCUGGUAGCUUGAAAUUUGUAGGUGCUCAGUAUACAUUUUUGAGUGAAUAAAAAUUGUUCAAAACUUGAAUCUUUGUAAUACCAAGUGACAAAUGAUGUGGGGUGUUUUUUUGUUGUUUUUAAUUAUUACUCCUAAUGAGUCCUAAAUAGACUGCAUUGCUGCAAUUGCUCUGAUACUAAAAAGACCUUUUGGGGUUUUUUUUUUUUUUUUUUUUUUUGGUAGUAAAUGUUUCCUGUUUUGUACAAUUAAAAUUAUUUUAGAAAUGUGACUUGACUCCUGUAUAGUCAGAUUACUCCUGAAGUGUUGCAUUAAUUUCUAAAUGCCAUGUGUUUAGAAGGGUGUUGAUGAGGCAGGUCAGGGUAAUAAGGAUAAUCUUUGAGAACAAAUUGGAAAAGUUAGCCAGAGUGAGGUUAGGCAGUUGAAAGUAAGGCUCUAUUACGCUAAUUAAAUCUUUUAUUUCAAUCUUUGAGGGACACUAGUAAAAUGACAAUCAGGAUAGAGUCCAACAAAAAGGUUAAGAACAAUUAGUGAUAAUUCUCAUAAUAGUUUGAUUUCUUUCUUUUAAAGAUGUUGGUGUCACUAGGCCUUCCUUUAGAUAAUUGUCAAUCAGACUUAAAAUCCAAUAACAGAUUAAGCACUGGUAGGGACUGGGAAUAUAGAGGUGAAAUAUGAAGUAGUUCCUUCCCUCAAGGAGCUUAUAUGAAUGCCACAGUUUUAGCAGAAUAUGAAUAUUCAAAAAUACUGCCAUCCCUUUGUAACUAAGUUUAUGAUUGGAAUUUGCCCUUAAAUUUACAAGAAGAUUCUGGAUUUUUUUUUCUUUCGGUACAAAUAAGACUUGCAUAUCAUUUUGACACCUUAUCUAGAUUUUCACAACCUUACAACAAAAAUGACUGAUUACUCUCCUUUGUUUUUUAUAGAAGAUUGUAUAUAUAGAAGAUUUUUCUCAUAUUUUCCCAGGUAUAAAAAAACUUCAUGAGCUUAAGUCACCUUACCAUAGAGCCAAAGUUCAGAAGCAGGAGAAGAGGUAUGCAGUUUGAAAGCUAGACUACAGAGGGAAAGAAUAAAGUAAUGCUGAAUGCCAUCAUAAAAUAAGGUGAUAAUAGUAAUGUACCAGAUUGUAAUGACUGGAAAUACUAGAAAUAUUUGCUUAGGAUGCAUGACACCUGAGAUCUGUUUGUACUUUUCUGGCCAAUAUGACUUGAGAAUUAAAGCUCUAAGACUAGAAAGCCAUCCAAAUGGCACCAGGUGGCUAUCACUUGCUCAAGGUCACCCAGGCACUAAGUAUCAGAAAGGGGAUUUGAACCAUUUUCUCCAUUGCCAAUGUUCUUUCCACUGUACCAAGCUGCUUCAAUGCUUUUCUGGGCCCUGGUUUCUUCAUCUGUAAAAUGCAAGAAUUGGACCUGAUUUUGUGGAAGGAAAGGCAUGAUCAAGAACAAAGGCACAUGUUCAGUAAAUGGAGAGAAGGAUAUAUGGAAAUAAGUAGUGAGAGAUAAACCUAGAACAAUGUUAUUGGCAGAUAAUUUGGGUAAAACAUUAUGAAAGACAUUUAUUAGAAGACAAGCAGUGAUUUCACAGAUAUAGAAAGGACAAGACUGAAGGCAAGGAACAGCAAAAAGUCAAAGAUGAUUGAAUUUUUUUUGUUUUUUUAAUGAAUCCUUCAAUCUAUAUUUACACAAAAUUAAUAUGGAGGAAGUUUUGGAAGUAUUGGAAGAAUCUUUAGGGAGAGAGAUGGUUUCAAAUCUUGAGCUGAUAGGAAUUUUUAAAAAUCCAUUAUAUGUUUAAAGUUCAUCAUUGGUUCACCCCUUAACUUUCACAUUACAACAGUUCCUCCUUGAGUCAGGCCCAUAACCCGAGUUCUCAUGAACUCUAAAAGCCUCUGACUUUGUUUCCCUACCUACCUCUUGUCUCUCCUGUCCAAUCCAUCCUCACAAAUUACCUAAAUAACCUUCCCUAAAGCUAUAUCUGCUCAAAUUCCUCAGGGGCUCCAUUGCUAUUCUUUGUUUUUAAGCUAGCUUUUCCACAGUCUGCUCCAGGCUACCUCUCCAGCCUUAUCUUCAAUAAUCUCCUUGAGGUGUGCUAUAUUUUUACUCAAUUGGACUGUUUAUCAUUCCCCAAGUGCCCCAUCUUUGUAACUCUCAUAUUGUUACCUUUGCCUGAGAUGUCCUGUCAUUUUGCUUUAUGAAACAUCUCUAAAAAACAAUGAAACAUAAAACAAAUGAGUAGAAGCUCAGAAAGAACACAGUUUUGUACCUUUGGUGUUUAAGCAAUUAUAUACAAAAUUCAGUUUCAUGCGCAAUUUUAUUUUCUAUUUGUAUAUGAAAUGUUUGUUUUUAUCGAUCAUUGUCAGAUUCAUAAUAAAGUUGUUGAAACAUUUCUUCCA
Messenger RNA from Antechinus flavipes (yellow-footed antechinus), 4483 nucleotides. RefSeq names its product stem-loop binding protein (gene SLBP). NCBI's taxonomy places the organism in Eukaryota, Metazoa, Chordata, Mammalia, Dasyuromorphia, Dasyuridae. Gene Ontology annotation, biological process: mRNA 3'-end processing by stem-loop binding and cleavage; mRNA transport. The transcript is spliced from 8 exons. The record is from RefSeq and is a predicted model, not a curated record. Gene Ontology annotation, molecular function: histone pre-mRNA stem-loop binding; mRNA binding. Bases 195 to 1082 code for a protein of 295 amino acids. Gene Ontology annotation, cellular component: cytoplasm; histone pre-mRNA 3'end processing complex.